Messenger RNA from Bufo bufo (common toad), 2297 nucleotides. It is a transcript of the gene MPHOSPH10, whose product is annotated as M-phase phosphoprotein 10. Gene Ontology annotation, cellular component: small-subunit processome; sno(s)RNA-containing ribonucleoprotein complex; Mpp10 complex. The record is from RefSeq and is a predicted model, not a curated record. Bases 62 to 2152 code for a protein of 696 amino acids. The transcript has 11 exons. Gene Ontology annotation, biological process: rRNA processing. NCBI's taxonomy places the organism in Eukaryota, Metazoa, Chordata, Amphibia, Anura, Bufonidae.
CGUGCACAUCCGGCGACGCGUUACCCAUGUGAGAGCAGGACAUAGCGCUGUGCAGUGAGAGAUGGCAGAGCUGCUGAGGCCGAGGCUGUGGCAGUGCCUGGAGGCAGUGGAUGCCCACCCGGAGCAGCUGCUGAGUGUUCAAGCGGGACUGGCUUCUGACUUUACAACUUUAACCAAAGCUCUGUAUGACCUGCAUAAAGCUGAAGGUGCGAUUAAGCUGGGAAGUCCUCUGAGUACACUGGUUAUUAAGAACUUUGACGAAGAGCAGAUUUGGCAGCAGCUGGAGCUUCAGAACAAUGCAGUUCUCGGCCACUUCAAGAAGGCGGUCGCCCAGACUGUGAAGGACAAGGACAUUUAUAUUUUCCAGCAGUUGGAAGAGGAAGAAGAUGAUGAUGAUGUAUCUGAGAUUGACCAGGAGGAAGAAGUUUCAGAAGAUCCCCCAAAAAACACUGAGGAUCAUGAAGAUAAAGGAAGAAAUGGUAAAUUAUCACUUGCUAAAAAAUGUAAAAAGGCCACUGUGGAAAGGUACAGCGACGAUGACUCUGAUAUGGACUUUGACAUUGACAAACUGGAAAGAGAACAGAAGAAGAAACCCAGUCAGAAAGCUGCAAAGAGACCCACUGAAAAAUCCAUAGUGGAUGACCAGUUCUUUAAGUUGUCGGAAAUGGAAGCCUUUUUGGAGGCAGCUGAGAAAGAAGAUGAUGGGAAGAAAGAAGAUGAUGAUGAUGACGAGGAGGUGGAUUAUUUUGAAGAUAUUGAAUCCUAUGAUGAUGAUGAUGAUGAUGAUGAAGAUGAAGAGGUUCAGAUCCAGAAAACAAGAAAGGAUGCUAAAAGCUCCAGAAACCUUCAAUACAAAGAUUUCUUUGAUCCUGUUGACGAGGAUGGAAUAGAACGACAUCGGAGUGGUCAGGAAGAUGAUGACCCUCAAGAUGAUGCAGAAGAAAUGGAGGAAGAUGACAUGAUUUCCACGUACAGUGAUGAUGUUGGUGAAGAGGAGGAUGCUAAAGAUGAUGAUGAGGAGUAUGUAAUGGAAGAAACAGAGGAGAGUGAAAAAGCCAAGGAAGCUUUCAAGCGGGUGACGUUUGAUCUGUCUGAUGGUAGUGAAGGAGAAGAUGUUUCUGAUAUCCUCGGUGGUAAAAAGAAGGGUGGACAACUUCAGGAACCAAAUGAAUUGAAAUCAUCCUUUGAAAAGAGGGAACAGAAGAUGGCUGAGAAGAUUCAAACUUUGCAAAAACAAAUGUUUGAAGAGAAAUCUUGGCAAUUGACUGGGGAGGUGACUGCACAGAAGCGGCCAGAGAACAGUCUUCUAUCGGAGUCCUUGGUUUUUGACCACGCUGCCAGGAUGGCACCCGUCAUUACAGAAGAGACCACACUUCAAAUGGAAGACAUCAUCAAGCAAAGAAUAAAAGAUCAGGUGUGGGAUGACGUGGUGCGCAAAGAGAAGCCAAAGGAGGAUGCCUUUGAGUACAAGAAGCGACUCACCUUGGACCAUGAUAAGAGCAAACAGAGUCUGGCUGAAAUUUAUGAACAGGAGUAUCUGAAACUCAACCAGAAAAAAACUGAGGAGGAGGAAAACCCAAAGCACGUGGAAAUCCAGAAGUUCAUGGACAGCCUCUUCCUGAAGCUAGAUGCUUUAUCAAACUUCCAUUUUACACCCAAACCGGUGGUUGCAGAAAUUAAAGUGGUUUCCAAUCUCCCUGCAAUUAGCGUGGAGGAGGUGGCGCCAGUAGGAGCGAGUGAGGCGGCCCUUUUGGCUCCAGAGGAGAUUAAAGAAAAGAACAAAGCUGGAGACAUUAAGACAAAUGCUGAAAAGACAGCCACGGACAAGAAGCGUGAGCGGAGAAAGAAGAAGGUCAUAAAGAGGAUGAAAAUAAAAGAAAGGGAGAAGAGGCAGAAGCUGUCAGAAAAGAGGAGUGAGGAAAAGGGAAAGAAACAGAUCAAGAGAGAGGCAGAAGCCAGUCUGAAGAAGCUCACCAAGGAAGGAAAAGCCACGUUACUGAAGGAUGAAGGCAAGGGUAAGGCCUUGAAGUCUUCUCAAGCAUUCUUCUCCCAGCUGCAGGAUCAAGUUAAAUUACAGAUGAAAGGUGUCAAGGCUGCACAGAAGAAACCAAAGAAGAGUAAUGAACUUUCCGCCCAUAAACUCAAGCUAUAGCCAAUGUUCAUCAUCUCUCCUUGGACUGUCAUAUUUAUGUUGGUUCAGAAGCUAUAAGUUGUCAGCAAUGGAGAGGUUCCCGUUUCUGCCUUUUUGUAAAAAUAAAACUUACCAGGUUGUAUGAACAGGUUGGCGUCGGUUAGUA